AUGGUUGGUUCAUUUGGAAGCAACGACAAUAAUGAAGGUAACACGCACAUAAAGUCAAGCAGAAUUGUGUCGACACAUAGAAUAGUCAGAUUGUUAGCAGCAAACAGCUUCAUCCAUGGAAAGCAGGGUUUUCUACAGAUUCCACGUAAAUAUAUUCGGAAGACAAUAACUAAAUAUAGUGACGAGAACCUUGAUCUAGCAAUAGAAGAUAAAAAAUGUAGACAAUAUAAUGUGGAAUAUUUGAAAUAUGGUUUUAUUCAGUCACCCUCAAAUAAGACAUUACUAAUGUGCCUGAUUUGUCAGAGAGUUUUCUCAAAUGAAGCCAUGAAACCUUCACGACUAGAAGAACAUUUUACUAAAAUACAUCCUGACAGAAAAGAUAAAAAUUUAUCUUACUUUCAAAUGCUCGAAGAACAACAUUCGAGACGUCCAACUUUAACUGGUAUGUUUUCGGCGGCAUCGAAGCAAGACGAUGAUGGUUUACGUGCCUCUUACAACAUUUCCUUACUUAUUGCUAAAUCGGGAAAACCACACACUAUCGGAGAAGAAUUGAUACUGCCAGCUGUGAGUGAGGUUCUGCGUACUGUACUGCACAAGCCACCGUUUGAUAUUAUUAAGAAAAUCCCAUUAAGCAAUAAUACAGUACAGAGACGAAUCGACGAAAUGUCCGAGGAUGUGGAGAGUUCUCUAACUGGGUUUUUGAAGACUACUGAGUUUUCUUUACAGCUCGAUGAAUCUACUUUACCAAACAAUGAGUCUUUACUUCUUGCGUACGUUCGCUUCAUAAAAGAUGAAAAAAUUUGUCAAGAACUUGUAUUCGCAAGAAAACUAGAAACGGAUACUAAAGAAAAAUCUAUAUUUGACGUAUUGGAACAUUAUUUUAAAGAAAAAGGUAUUUCGCUGGAUAAUAUCGUGUCUGUUGCUACUGAUGAUGCUCCGGCAAUGGUUGGACGAUACCGCGGAUUGAUUUCAUAUUUGAAAAAGGCGGUACCAAGUGUAGUCGCCAUGCAUUGUUAUGUAAUUACAGCAGUUAACAAGAUCAGAAGCAAUGCUCUCAAUGAUAGAUUGUUUAGAAAACUUUGUGAUAAAAUCGACGAAGAUUUCAAUCAUUUAGUAUUGCAUACAGAAGUUCGUUGGCUGUCAAAGGGUACCUGUCCAAACAGAUUUUAUGACCUCUUUGAUUCAGUUACAACGUUUUUUGUCAAAGAUGAUUUGUUAAGAGAGAAUUUAUUGAAAUUUAAAAAUGAUAUAGCUUAUUUAACUGAUUUAUAUAAUAAAUUUAAUGAAAUGAAUCUACAACUGCAAGGAGAUGAUUUGAAUUUGAUCAAAGCAAAAGCAAUUAUUUCUGCGUUCGUAUUAAAACUUGCACUGUACAAACAAAAUUUAGGUCGAAGACAAUUCUAUCAGUUCCCAAAUCUUUCUUCUGUGGAAAUAAUUGAUGACGACAUUUUGGUAUUUUGUCAGCAUUUGGAAGCACUUAAACAAGAUUUUACAAAUAGAUUUCAGGAUGUCCUCAACAUGAUCAUACCAGAUUGGGUCCUAGAACCUAUCUCAAACUUACAAACAGCAGAAUUAUCACUGUAGGAGGAAUUGAUAGAAUUGUCAACAAAUGAAGAGCUCAAAUUGAAAUUAAAAAAUGGAUAUCAAGAAUUUUGGCUUCAAAGGCAAAUUCCAAUAUUAUAUCCGGCUUUAUGGGCUGCAUCAAAGAAGUUUUUCAUUGCAUUCCCAUCAUCAUACUUAGCCGAAAGAGGAUUCAGCGUAGUCAACAAUUUACUAACAAAGAAAAGAAACAGAUUGUCAAUAGUGAAAUGCGACGAUUUAAGAUUGCUGAUGACAAAUAUGGCACCAAAUAUCGAAAAAUUAGUGUCAUUAUACCAAGCUCAGCCCUCUCACUAA
Messenger RNA from Osmia bicornis bicornis, 1896 nucleotides. Its product is annotated as SCAN domain-containing protein 3-like. NCBI's taxonomy places the organism in Eukaryota, Metazoa, Arthropoda, Insecta, Hymenoptera, Megachilidae. The transcript has 6 exons. The record is from RefSeq and is a predicted model, not a curated record.